This is a messenger RNA of Dreissena polymorpha, 1951 nucleotides long. Its product is annotated as protein DENND6A-like. The coding region runs from base 12 to 1730 and encodes 572 amino acids. Gene Ontology annotation, molecular function: guanyl-nucleotide exchange factor activity. The record is from RefSeq and is a predicted model, not a curated record. Gene Ontology annotation, cellular component: recycling endosome. Lineage: Eukaryota; Metazoa; Mollusca; Bivalvia; Myida; Dreissenidae. The transcript is spliced from 18 exons.
CAUAAACAAAAAUGGAGGAUGAGACAAGAGAAAGUUUGACUCCCACACAACAUGUUCCCAAAUCUCCUACCGCUCUACCGUGGGAUCGGUUCUCCAAUUGGCUCCACUGUGCCUGUGUUGUCACAUUUGACCUGGAACUUGGUCAAGCCAUGGAGAUUAUCUACCCAAGCCACAUACGGAUGACAGAAAAAGAGAAAAUGAACAUCUGCUAUCUUUCAUUUCCGGAUUCAAAUUCAGGCUGUAUGGGAGACACUCAGUUUCACUUUCGGAUCCGCCAGUGCCCAGGCCGCAGACAGAUGGUUCAGUCACUAGUGGACUUCAAUAACGACUGUCCACAUCAGCUCAAGAGUGAUGAUGCUCAUUAUUAUGGCUUUGUGUUUUUUCGACAAACCAAAGAUAAAUCUAUACGAAGGGGCUAUUUUCAGAAGUCGGUGGUGUUGAUAUCACGACUGCCGUUUGUAGCCCUGUUCUCACAGCUAGUCAGCAUAAUUGCCCCAGAAUUCUUUGAGAACGGGGAACCAAGCCUAGAAGCAGCGUGUCAUGAUAUUGACCAGUGGAAUGCCCCCAUUCCUGGUGAGACUAUGAAUUUGCCAAUUUUUGGCACAGUUCUACAGGUUACAAUCCCGUCUAGGGUCGACAUGCGUAUUGGAACUCUCAACACUAAACCACAGGCCAUGCCUGUGGUUCCAGCUCAGAGUGUUUUGCCAUCUCUUUUUGAAGUGGAUAUCUACAGUCCUUUUCAGAGUAUUCUACCUCAUAUACAGAUGCUGUGGGAACUAGUCAUUGCAGGCGAGCCUAUAGUAGUGAUGGCUGCCUCCCCAGCUGUUACCUCCAGUACUGUGCAGUCUCUUGUCAGUUUGAUCUCCCCUCUACACUACUGUUCUGAUUACCGCCCAUACUUCACCAUACAUGACAGCGAAUUCAAGGAGUACACAACCAAAACACAGGCUCCUCCACCAGUUAUACUCGGUGUAACAAACCCGUUCUUUGCUAAGACUCUCCAACACUGGCCCCACAUCCUCAGGAUAGGGGAGAUGACGGAGGAGGCCAUACCUAAAGGCUUCAACAAGCUAAAGAAAGCAGCCUCACUGAAAACCCUGGACUGUAAGCCUGGGGUCUAUACACAGUACAAGACUUUCUUGAUGAAGGACAAGGAGAUUCUAAAGAAAUUAAUCAAGGGCAUGCAAUCAAAAAGACCAGUAGAAGUACAAAAUGCUAUUCUAAGAAGGCACUGUCUGGAACUUACACACAGCUUUAUGAUUCCUUUGGAGCGCUACAUAGCAACACUCAUGCCUCUACAAAGGAACAUCUCUCCACACAAGGGCCCUCCCAGCCUGCGCGAGUUUGACACAGAGGAGUUUCUGCGCUCGCUGGAGAUCGCUGGUCCCCAGCUCACCUGUGUUCUCAAGGGCGACUGGGUUGGGCUGUACAGGAAGUUCCUGAAGUCUCCCAACUUUGAGGGCUGGUUCUUGCAUCGCCAGUAUGAGAUGAACCAGAAGCUGCAGUUACUCCACAUGGAGGCACUAUGUCAAGCGGAUCUAGUAGAUUGGAUACAGGACAAAGAGGAAGUAGAAAUAGUAGACCUUAUACUGCGUAUUAGAGAGAAAUUGAAGUUUGCAGCAGUUCACUCAGUGGCUGUGAAAAAGGAAAGCAUCCACAAACUGGAGAAGCAUAUGAAGGCGAUCAUUGACAACCUGCCUGCAGAUCUACAGUCUGUCCUCAACAGCUGACAGAGCCUGUGAAUCAAUUAGAGAUUCCUUACAGUUAUACAGUAUUCACUACACGAAGUAGUUCCAUGCUGAACAGCUUACAAGACCUGUGAAUCAAUUAGAGUGAAUUACAGUUGUACAGCAUUCAUGGCACAAAGUAGUUCCAUACUGAAUAGCUUACAAGACCUGUGAAUAUAAUUGACUGAAUUACAGUUGUACAGCAUUCAUGGCACAAAGUAGUU